This is a messenger RNA of Letharia columbiana, 1107 nucleotides long. RefSeq lists its product as uncharacterized. Lineage: Eukaryota; Fungi; Ascomycota; Lecanoromycetes; Lecanorales; Parmeliaceae. The transcript has 5 exons. The record is from RefSeq and is a predicted model, not a curated record. Bases 1 to 1107 code for a protein of 368 amino acids.
AUGGCUCCGCAAGCAAUCAACUGGGCCAUCUAUAACAGCCUUCCUCCGGCGGAAGCCCAGUAUCAAUUGGCACAUGUCCACGACAGCAAAAGAAAAUCAAUCGCCACUGCAUAUAUCAUAUGUGUUCCUAUCAUCUUUCUUGCCGUUACGAUGCGCUUCUUGUCCAGGCGCAUUGGUCGAACAUCGUAUGGAGCCGAUGAUUGGAUUAUGGUUUUGGGACUGGUCCUGGUGAUUGCGGACAGCACUCCAUGUCUAUUGGCUGCGUUUGCUUACGGAGGCGCACACCAUGCGAUCCUGAUGACCGAAAAUGACCCAGUCAGUUUCGCAAAGAGUGUCUUCGUAGGAGAAAUCCUCUAUGCCCCGACCAUCGGUGUCGUCAAAAUUAGUACUCUUCUACUCUUUGCUCGGAUCUUCCCAGGCCCGAAAUUCAAACGCAUGCUUUGGGCUGUCGGUCUCUUCAUAUCAACAUACUCCGCCGUCAUGGUAAUCACGAUGAUUUUUCAGUGCAAGCCAGUCAACAGAGUUUGGGACCCUACCGUCAAAGCGGACUGUAUCGACAUCAGUAAGGUCUGGAUUGUCAUGGCCAGUAUGAACGUGUUGACGGAUUUCCUGCUCUUAUGCCUCCCGCUGCCGCAGCUGUGGAAGCUUCAGAUGCACCGCGAAACAAAGUUACAACUGAUUGGCAUAUUCAGUAUCGGCAGUUUCGCCACCGUAGUUUCGAUCUACCGCAUCCCGCAGCUGCGUGGAUUGUCUCUGUACUCGUACGACCCCACCUGGGCCGACGUCGAGCCCUCUCUUUGGUCGGUUGUUGAAGUCUCCGCUGCCAUGCUGGGUGCGUCCGCCAUCACAUACCGUCCUCUGUUCAACUGGAUCUUUAGGAAACCAUCCUCCUCGCCGGAGCCGGAGGGCAGAGCAUCGCCAAGGACAGGCGCCACCAAGUCGUCCAUUGGCAACAUUCGGACUAGAUCGAGAUCAAAGACAGGUAGUGAUAUCAAGAUGCAGGCUCUCAACGUCUUCCACCCAUCUGUCCCACAAUCGAUCCACAGCUCUCGGAUAUCUGGAAAAGGAGAUGGGUUCUGUAGAAUCCAGGAUUCGAUAGACAUUUGA